AUUUUUGCUUAUUCUUUUCUUUCUUUUUGUUCCAAUUCGAAGCUCACAAUUCCUCCUAUUUCCUCUCACUCGCCUCUCUACACCGAUAAGAUUUGUGAGAUGUGAGAUGUGAGAUGGGGAAGCGAUCUUAAAGUUGAAUUUCUAGUUUUGGUUUUGGUUUCUAGCUAUAUCACGUCGCUGGAUCAUGCGGUGAUAGCUAUAGAGCUCUGUUAAGUGAAUUGAAUUUUCCCCCUUUUUCCACACCUACCUCCAUCCGUAAGCGCGAACACUUCGAAACCAUGGCGGGAAAAGUUAGACAUCCGAUUGAUAUAGCGACGUUGGAGCGCUACAUCACCGAAAAUGUGCCAGAGAUCAAGGUGCCGUUGGACGUGAAGCAGUUCGGUUUCGGCCAAUCCAACCCAACCUACCAACUAACCUCUAAUCCCACCGGCUCCAAAUAUGUCCUCCGCAAAAAACCCGCCGGCAAGCUGCUCUCACAAGCCGCCCACAAAGUCGAGCGCGAGCACCGCGUAAUCGCCGCCCUCCAGUCCACCAACGUGCCAGUCCCACGCGCAUACUGUCUCUGCGAAGACGCCAAAGUCCUAGGCACACCUUUUUAUAUAAUGUCUUUCGUAGCAGGACGCAUAUUCGAAGACGCCGCCAUCCCCGAAGCCAAAUCGCCCUCCGAACGCAAGGCUCUCUGGCGCGCAGCCGUCGAGGCGAUAGCUGCUUUGCAUACAGUUGAUCCGAAGGCCGUCGGAUUAUCCACGUUUGGAAAAAGCGGGGGGUUUUACGCGAGACAGUUAAAUACGUGGAAGCAGAUCUGCGAUGCACAAGCUAACACCAAAGAUAUCGAGACCCAGCAACCGGUAGGUGAGAUCCCGCAUAUGCAGGACUUAGUCACGUUUUUCAGAGACGAGGGGUUGAGACCGAGAGAUAGAGUCACGCUCGUUCAUGGCGAUUAUAAAAUCGAUAAUGUAGUGUUCGCCGCGGAGGAAUCGCGCGUUGCGGGGAUAUUGGAUUGGGAAAUGAGUACGAUUGGGCACCCGUUGAGUGAUUUGGCGAAUUUGAUGCAUCCAUUUUAUAGUGCGAGUAUGUCGCAGACUCUGAACGAAUCCCAAUCCACGGGUCUGGAGGCUAUUAAAGCAGUCUCACAUCCGGGCUUCCUCCCCGGUGCCACACCGGGCCUUCCCACGCCCGCUGAGGUCCUGGAAUGGUACGCCGCGGCCGCGGGCUGGACCCCGACGCCUGAGGAAGUGGGUUGGGCCAGUGCGUUCAGCGUCUUCCGACUCGCGGCUAUAUGUCAAGGUAUCGCGGCAAGAGUUGCUAAGCGCCAGGCUAGUAGCGCUGAUGCCCGACGACAUGCUUCGGCUGUGAAACCGUUAGGCGAGUUCGCCUGGGCGUUAGUCAAGAAGGAAAAGGAGAAGAGGGGGAAGCAAGGAGGACGGGAGGCGAAGCUAUGAUGUGAUUUGCGUUAGGUACUUGGGAUUAUUCGAUUUGGCGGGCGUCUAUUGACUUGUAAACUUAUUGAGUAUGAUUGGUUACCUAGGUACAUGUGGAUUAUAGUGAAAGCAAAUAAGAAAUGACGACAACAUUAUCUCAUGUAUAAUCUAAGGCAUACCGAAUUUACUUGAGGCAUUGAAUCUCAAAAUACCUACGUGCUAUAAAUCUCAUUCUACGAAUCCUAAGUAGAGCCGUACGUUUCUUAGCAUAGGUAUCUCAAUUUGUUUAUAUACCUACCUAGCUAUAACUAUUU
Hypoxylon trugodes is the source of this 1735-nucleotide messenger RNA. RefSeq names its product phosphotransferase enzyme family protein. Lineage: Eukaryota; Fungi; Ascomycota; Sordariomycetes; Xylariales; Hypoxylaceae. The transcript has 2 exons. Bases 279 to 1442 code for a protein of 387 amino acids. The record is from RefSeq and is a predicted model, not a curated record.